Messenger RNA from Cannabis sativa, 2349 nucleotides. Its product is annotated as 3-epi-6-deoxocathasterone 23-monooxygenase CYP90C1. Bases 458 to 2080 code for a protein of 540 amino acids. Gene Ontology annotation, biological process: sterol metabolic process; brassinosteroid biosynthetic process; brassinosteroid homeostasis. NCBI's taxonomy places the organism in Eukaryota, Viridiplantae, Streptophyta, Magnoliopsida, Rosales, Cannabaceae. The transcript is spliced from 9 exons. Gene Ontology annotation, molecular function: iron ion binding; heme binding; oxidoreductase activity, acting on paired donors, with incorporation or reduction of molecular oxygen, NAD(P)H as one donor, and incorporation of one atom of oxygen. The record is from RefSeq and is a predicted model, not a curated record.
AGCUAUACCUACAAUAUCUCCUCAAUCUCUCUCUUUUCUCUUUUCUCUUUCUCUCUCAUAUUCAACAUUUAUUUUUUCUAUUUAUUUAUUAUUUUAUUAAUUAAUUAAUUACCAUAUUUCCUUUUUCUUUUUAUGAGCCACCAACACAUUCAUUUGCCACUUCUCUCUACACAUUCAAUUCCCCCUUCACCUCAUCCCAAUAUAUAUAUGUAUCCCAUCUCUUCUUCUCUCUAUAGCUAAUUUCUCUCUUAAUAAUCUCUUUAUAUAUUCAUAAAUAUGCCUAUUCCUAGCUUAGCUUUGCAUGAAGGAGUGAGAAAACUACCUAUACAUAUCAUCACUUGCUCUCAUUAUUUCUCUGAGUUUCUUCUUCUCAAGUUCUUGGUUAUAUAUUAGGGUUUGAAGUGAAGAAAGAAAAAAGAAAGGUCAUUAUAUAUAAGUAGUUGAUUUAAUUAUUAAGAUGGGUGAGGAAUUAGAAUACUUAUGGAAGGUUAUUAUUAUUAUUAUUAGGAAUUGUAGUAGUACUACUUGUUCAUCAGCUUGGUGGUCAAUAAUAAUAGGACUAAUUAUUGCAACGACGUCGUUUUGGUUGUGUUGGUUUUGGUAUAAUAAUAUUAAUAAUAAUAAUAAUAAUAAGCAAGUACUACUUCUUCAUCAUAAUCAUAUUAAUAAUAAUAAUAAUAAUAAUAAUAAUAAUAAUAAUAAAGUUCCUAAAGGAAAUAAGGGUUGGCCUGUUCUUGGAGAAACCAUUGAGUUUAUUGCUUCUGGCUUCACUUCUCAACCUGUCAGCUUCAUGGAAAAACGCAGAUCUAUGUAUGGGAAGGUGUUUAAAACACAUAUAUUGGGAAGAGCCAUAAUAGUAUCAACAGACUCAGAGGUGAACAAAAUAGUGCUACAAAACCAAGGCAACACAUUCAUUCCAGCUUAUCCAAAAUCCAUCACAGAAUUGUUAGGUCAAAACUCCAUUCUUCAAAUCAAUGGACCACUUCACAAGAGAGUCCAUGCACUCAUUGGUGGUUUUCUAAGAACCCCAAUUUUCAAAGCUACAAUCACCCAAGUCAUUCAUCAUUCUGUUCAACUCAAUUUGGCUUCUUGGUCCAACAUCCAACUCCUUUACGUCCAAGACCAAGCCCGAAAGAUUACCUUUGAAGUGUUGAUGAAAGUGUUAAUGAGCCUUGAUCCUGGUGAAGAUUUAAACUCCUUAAAAGAAGAUUUUGAAGAAUUUAUAAAAGGGUUAAUUUGCUUACCUAUCAAGCUCCCUACAACAAGAUUAUACAAAUCUCUCAAGGCAAAGGAGAGGUUGUUGAAGAUAGUGGGACGAAUAGUAGAGGAAAGAAAAGCAACGAUGGAAAUUAGAAAUAAUAAUAAUAAUAAUAAAGAAAGAGGUGUAGGGAAUGAUGUGGUGGACGUGCUACUACAGGAAAGUUAUGAUUCUGACGAGAGUCGACGACUGCCGUUGGAUUUCAUAACGGGGAAUAUUAUAGAGAUGAUGAUCCCAGGAGAGGAAACGGUUCCCAUGGCCAUGACCUUGGCUGUCAAAUACUUGAGUGACAACCCCGUCGUUCUAGACCACUUGCGGGAGGAAAACAUGGAGCUGAAGAAGAAGAAAAUGAUUGAUAACUUAGGUAAUUGUACAUGGACUGAUUACAUGGAGUGUUUGCCAUUUACUCAGAAUGUGAUAAGUGAGACUCUGAGAUUGGCAAAUAUCAUUAAUGGUGUUUGGAGAAAAGCUACUAAAGAUGUAGAUAUCAAAGGCUAUUUUAUACCCAAAAACUGGUGUGUAUUGGCAUCUUUUAUUUCGGUUCAUAUGAAUGAAGAGAAUUAUGAAAAGCCAUAUGAGUUUAAUCCAUGGAGAUGGGAGAAGACAGGUAAUACCGUUAAUAGUAAUAUGUUUACACCAUUUGGUGGUGGACAAAGGCUGUGCCCUGGUUUGGACUUAUCUAGACUUGAGCUAGCAAUAUUUCUUCAUCAACUUGUCACCAAAUACAGAUGGAUAGCAGAGAAGGAUGAAAUCGUUCACUUUCCAACUGUCAAGAUGAAGAGGAAGCUGCCCAUUUCAGUCACAUCAAUAAGCAUGACUUGAAAAGUCUUUUGAUUGACCCAUCAUGCAUAACGUGUACAGAUAUAUAUAUAUAUAUUUAUAUACAUAUAUACAUAUAAUAUAUGUGUUUUUGUGAGUGAGUGUGUGUGUGAGAGAGAAGAUAUUUGGGAAGAAAAACAUAUCAUUGUGUUAGUUCUAGUGUCACUGUCUUUGUCUUACAAACAACAAGAGGUGUGUUUUUAACAAAAUUUUGAAGUAGGGAUGAUCAAAUCAAACUCCCAUAUCUUAUAAAUCUUGUAUUUUUUUGUUUC